This is a messenger RNA of Diprion similis, 2892 nucleotides long. Its product is annotated as IQ motif-containing protein H-like. NCBI's taxonomy places the organism in Eukaryota, Metazoa, Arthropoda, Insecta, Hymenoptera, Diprionidae. Gene Ontology annotation, molecular function: protein binding. The transcript has 5 exons. Bases 1 to 2892 code for a protein of 963 amino acids. The record is from RefSeq and is a predicted model, not a curated record.
AUGUUCCGAGAUCACGAUUGUAUCGAUGUAACUGAGUUGGAAACGAACGCGGUAGAAAUGAUGCUGCAGGUUCUGAAGAUGUUAGAUACAGAAUUCGUAUCAUCCAAACAGAACGCGAUGGAGCAAUGCAAAAAAAUGCGCGAGGAAUACGAAAAGAGAUGUGAACUUGGCGAGCCGAACACGAUGGUUUACAACACCAUCCGGAGUAUUUAUCAGGAAAUAAUAAACGAUCUUACGGAGAUACAGAAAUUGUGUGCAGAAUACAAAAUCCGCUCACAAUUAGACUUGGGUAAGGAGUCAGAUCUGCGUCAGAAAUCGGUCGGGUACAAGGAGUAUAUCGAAGAUCUAAAGAAAAUUGGUAAAUGCUGGAAACCGCCUGAUGAAGAUGAGGAGGAGAAAUCGAUUGGAGAACAUAAAACUUACCAAGCAUGUAAUUGCCAGUGGACCAACGUCCCGGAAUCCGAAUUGGAACCCACUCAGGAUAUUUUGAAGAGACCAAUCAAACCACGAAGAACGGCUUUCGAUCUAAGCGAUUUGAGAUUCAAACAGGAAUUAGCGGUACUUCGAACGAGACUGUUCAUCCUGCCCGAGAUAAUUCCAAAACGAAGAAAGAUGAGUGGAUUCGACCGAGCUUCUUCGCUGUUGGCGGAAAUCAAGUCGAUUGGUAGUAAGAUAGAGUUCAAGGAUUUCAUGGAGGAAUGGGCGUCGUGCACAGUAGCGAGUGUUGAAGAGGAAGCGGCGAAGAUAGGAAGUUUAAAAUUCGUCGACGGUCAAUUUACGCCCUGCGAAUUAUGGAAGAAGCUUCUCGACGUAAGCGGCAAUCAACUCAGAUCAAAAUGGCUGCUGGUAGUCUGUCCACAGAUUGAAGCUAGGCUAAAAAAGCAUAUCGUGCCCUUGGCUCACUUCAGUCCCAAAAAAGUCUUUGCUAUGCUUUCUCGGAUCCCGGAAAACGGAUCGAAGUACACUCUAUCAAAGGAGGAGUUGAUCCACAUGCUUGACGACAAAUCGGACGUAGCCGAAUGGCUCUACGGAUGGAAAGUCCAGUUCAAACUACUCGGCGGAAUCCAGAUCGCCGCCACAACGAUACAACGAUACUGGAGAGGCUAUGCGGUUCGGAGAGACGUCCGUGAAUCCGACUGCAGGUACAUAGCAGCAAGUAUAAUCUGGAUGGCUUGGUUGUUCAUGAAAAAGCGGCGCGAAAUGCACGCACACUACCUUACAAAGAUGCUGGUGACUGUGAGCGCGACUGAAGAGCUCAACGCGAAACUGGCUGCUAACUAUUACGAAAUAGUGAAAGAGGCACACGUGGUAAUCCACUUGCCAUCCAUCGGUCAUCCGCCGGACGUAAGAAACUCCAUAUCGCCGCCGAUAUUCCGCAUCUACCAGAACAUCCUAGCGCUGAAGAUGUCGUUUUUGAAAAACCGUCACGCCGAGGUGAUUUACAUUCUACCCGUGGAGCCCUCGGACAGUCUUCUCCGAAUGUAUUUCGACAUACUAGAAUCCGUUAGGCCAAACGAAGGUAUACAGAACCGCGUGACUUUCCUCGCGUUGUCAAUGAGGCGGGCCUUCGCUCAGUGCUCGUUUAAUACCGCGAGGACUUUGUACUACUCGGGCGAUACCAUGGCAGCUUUGAAGCAGGCGAUCGCUGGAAAACCUGCCUACCUUUUGCCCUGGGUCAUGGACGAGUGCGACGUAUGGACCGCUGGCACGCUCAGCGUGCCUUGGCUGGGUUCAUCCAUGAGCCUCCAGUCACGGUUGUUGAACAAAUCUGCAAACGCCGAGCUCUUCACGAGUUUAGGCAUCGAUCAGCCGCCGUACAGUCCGUUCGUAAAGGAUUACGGGACCCUCUGCACAAAGUUGGCGAAUCUGAUCUGCAUGCACAGCGAGGUGUGCUUGUGGCUGAUAAAGCUGAACGUUGGUAUCGAUGGAAAUCAGACGGGAGCUUUUUUGAUCAACAAUAUAAGUGUGCCGUUCAUGCUCGAUCUCAGAAAAGAGAGAAUGAGUUGCGGCGAAGCCUGGACCACGACUGAGCAGCUGAGGAAACCCUACCUCGAUCUACUUCUCGAACAACUGCCGAAGGUCGUUUUCACGUUGACCAGAUUGGCGCCGAACUACAAAUGCUGGAAAGACUUUUACGCCAGUUUGACCAAACACGGAUGUCUCCUUCAAGCUGUUCCUGACAAAAAGACCUACUCCAUCCUCAGCGCUGCCAUCUUUAUUCCGGGACUCGAGUCUGGUCGAAAACCUGUUUGGAUUGGAACCGCGGAUCAAAUGCACUUAGAAACUCAGUUCACGGCCUUCGGUUUCAUGAUACCGCAGACUUCUUUUCCCCACGAACAAAUUCAAACGGUCGUCACGACUCUCGCCGAAGCGUUGCAAGAAAUGGGGUACUUUGGAUACGCGAGUUUCGAUCUAUUUUGCUUCGUUCAAAAGUUCGACGAUGUUCCUGUGGCUCUGAUCCUUGACCUCGAUGCUUAUUACGGGAAGGUUCACAACUUUCUGGACUGGUUCUCCUUCACGAUUAACGGAAAGUAUGAUCCCGAGAAAAAUGUCUUCCAAAGCGACGUUAACUUGUCCCCUCAGACUCGGAAGACGUUUCGACAUCCACAGUCGCGAAUUGUUCGCUGGGAUGAAACGAAGGAAAGAUUUGGUAUCGCCAUGGGACGGCUUCAUCACACUGAACUUUAUCGCCAUCGGUGGCCGAAAUUAUACUACUUUUGCAAAAAGUGCAAGGUACGCGCUAUUCGACCUUUUGCACUGCCGUUAUCUUCUUCCUUUACCACAAAUUUGUUAGCUUCAGAGACAAGUCCCUCUUCCAGAUCACCUACGACGCGAAAACGAGAGUUGGGUCCCACGUUCUAUUCCACGAUGGAGAAAGUCGCGCUCACGUAA